This is a messenger RNA of Solanum dulcamara, 2177 nucleotides long. Its product is annotated as thiosulfate sulfurtransferase 16, chloroplastic-like. The transcript is spliced from 4 exons. Lineage: Eukaryota; Viridiplantae; Streptophyta; Magnoliopsida; Solanales; Solanaceae. Bases 157 to 432 code for a protein of 91 amino acids. The record is from RefSeq and is a predicted model, not a curated record.
AGGAAACUGCAAUUACUAGUGUUUUCAUAGUGAUAAAAUAAUUAAAUUGAUCACACUUACACAUGCAUCCUAAUCGAAUUUGAGUAUGUAAGGUGGAAAGUAAAAUUGUUACACAAUUAGUAAGUGAUCCGAGAGAAGGUUGUCCCACUAUCCUUCAUGAAAGCCAAGCCCCCUUUAAAGCCUAUAUCGCGAUAUGCUAGAACUGCUGAAAAGUUCAGUGAUGGGCAUGCAGUUGGGGCCAUAAAUAUUCCUUACAUGCUUAGAAUUGGCUCAGGGAUGAUAAAGAACCCAAAUUUCUUGGAGGAUGUGUUAGAACAUUUUGGGAAGGAUGAUGAAAUUAUAGUUGGGUGCCAGUUGGGUAAGAGAUCAUUUAUGGCUGCAACUGAUCUUGUUGCUGCUGUAAGUCCCUUACAUACUACAGCUUUAGUAUAGAAAAUUCUUGAAACUGAAAUAUAUAAAUAAGCUUCACGGUGGUGAACAACCUCAUCAAGAGUACAUAUAACAUUCUCUAAUAUCUGUUUGCUUUUUAAAUAUUGUACUCAUCUUUAACUUAUUUGUUUUUACCUUCUAAAAAUUCGUUCAAUUCAUUACUACAAUUAUAAUGGAACAAACAAGUUAUCUUUAUCGAUAUUGUUACUUAUGAUGUAACUAAAGUGAAAGCUCUUCAAAUGAGUACCUGAAAAUCAAAUGGCAAAGUGAACAAAUAAAUAAAUUGAAUUAAUUAGCAGCAAAAAACUCCAAAAAACCUGAUUUAUUGGGACAAUCAAACUGUUCAACCUCCAUUUUUAUCCACUUUCACCCAAUUAGUAGUCGAAAGGGACAAAUAUUUGAAAAUCAGUCACUGAAAUAUAGUGUCAAAACAUAAAAACUGAUUUUCCUGUAUAGUAAAAAGGAGGAGCAAGGUAUCUCAAACUCCUAUCGCAUAAAUGAUCACACCUCAUGUUGAAUCCCAUAAACCUGUCAAGUUUUUCCAUCCUCUACCAAAAAUCUCAGUUAACAAUCUAUACCUUCUAGAAGUUGUAAGACUCUACUUAUGUCAGCAAAAUGGAAUUAACCAUCUAAUUUCUGUUGGAUUUUAAAGGUGUGAAUAAGAAAUGAAAGGUUGUGUCUUUUUCAAAAUGUUGUGAUCGUUUCAAAAGGUUGCGACUUUUUCAACAAAAAUUGUGACUUUUUUAAAGAGUUGCGAUUUUUCUGAAAGGUUUUGACUUUUGUGAAGGGUUGUAACUUUUUCAACAAAAGUUGUGACUUUUUUAAAGAGUUGCGAUUUUUCUGAAAGGUUGUGACUUUUGUGAAGUGUUGUGACUUUUCCGAUAAGCCACAAUAAGUACCUGUUCACACUACUCUUUGUUGUCUAUAAAUAAAAGAUUUUUCUCUCAUUUUUAAACAUCAAAUUUUUCUCUCUUAUGCAUACAUAUUUUCUUACAAACAAAGUUGAGUCUUUGUGUGAAUUUGUUGCUGGAUUUUGAGUUCGUUGAAAUUAUUGAAGUUUGAGGUACCGCUACUUCUUUAAUAGUUUAUCCGUUUUAUCUUGGGAGAAAAUAAUCCAUAAACUCGGGUAUAGUGAGGGGAUUAAAUUCCUUAAGGACACACGGUAAAUUCUGUGGAGUCGGAUACUAUUUUUAUUUUCAUCUUUAUUGUUUCUGAUUUGCUAACCUUAAUAUAGGAGGAGUAACAAGCUUAAGGAAUUUAAUAUUUUUUUUCGGUAUCCAAGAUUUUUGGAUAGGGACACGAAAGAUCUUAGAAGUCAUUGCCAUGAUAUUUAUAUGAUUCUUCUAUGUCUAAGUAAGUAUAUUAUGAAGGAAUCUUAGACUUGAUACUACAAAAUAGUAUUUUUUUUCUUUACCAUAAUCUUGGUCAAAUUAAAGAUGAUUAAGUUAAAUAAUGUGUUAUUGUCUUAAUAGUUUUCACAAACUAUUUUCAAAGGUUUAUUAUCUGUUGUGAUAAAAUUGAGAAAUACUUUAAUGUGUAUUACAUCCAAUAUUGAAGGCAUAUUUCAAGAAUCUUAAUCCAAAAACGUAGAUGGCAAGACAUUUUUUUUUCAGAAAAGAAGAAGAAAAGAAAUGUUUAAUAUUCGAUUUGAUGAAAUUUGCUCUCUCCAUGUAAUUAAUUAUAUGAACUGUACAUACGUAUAUUCAUAUCAAUGUCGAAUGAUAUAUCACUUAUUAUUAACUUCUUUU